UAAAACUGAGCACAAGAAAAUAUUCGUUCGUGCCACGUUCUGGCGUCCUGGUGUCCUCAUGUCCUGCUGGUGGUCGAAAAUGAGAGAACGACAUGCCGCAAGUGUUGCAAAACUUUCUUAUAUACUAUUUGUUGAUUUUACAAAACUGCGUUGGGGCACGCACCCAGCCAGAGAUCGACAGGCGUGAUGGAUUAGCAAAGUUUCAGUUUAACGGCGAACAGCAGCCAGCAAAGGUCGCCGACAAUGGCAGCAGUGGCCCAGUCCCAGCCCCAGAUACCCUGCAUGUUUUUAAUUUUGCAAAAAUCUAUGAAACUUUAUACGCGCAACUGAUGCAGCCAGCAGCUGAGCAGCAGGAGGAGAAGCCCGAAGUGCAGUUGCGUCAGGGUCGUGGGCUGCGGCGAACACAAGCGCAGCUGUUAUGGAUGCCAGAGAGCCAGGCAACAUCUACGACACCGAAGCCCUUUCACGUGCUGCAGCAACUGCAGCUGGAGCUGGAUGAGCAGCUCAAGCACAGCACCACAGCGAAGCCAUUUAGCGUGCUGGAGCAGUUGACGCUGGAGCAGCUGAAGCUCUUGCAACAGAAACGGCCAAAUAGCAGUUUUAGCAUAUUGCAGCAGCUGCAACUGGAGCAGGAGAAGCAGCUGAACAAAACCAGCACAGUGCAGCCAUUCAAUGUGUUCGAGCAGCUGGACCAGGACCUGCAGGAGCAUGAGAAGCACGAGCACACGGAGCCGGUCAGUUCCUUUGAGAUCGUUCAGCUCUCCACGCCAGAGCCGCUGGAGCAGCACAAGAGCAGCGAUAAGGCGCCAGUGGAGUCAUCUCGCGCCGGGGAUAGCCAAAAGCGGAAACGCAAACGAAUUCGGCGUCGUCGCAAGCGAAUUCGCCGUCGACGCAAGCGGAAGCGUCGUCGUGGCAAGAAGAAGCGCAAGAAGAAGCGCAACAAGAAGAAAAAGAAGAAGAAUAAGAAGGAAAAGAAGAAGAAGAGGCGCAACAAGAAGAAACCCACUUACGAACAUCAACCGCUGGGCCAGCCGGCGCAUCUCGUCUAUGCAAAUCCCACCAAGCAGCCGUACCACUCCCAUCACCACGAUCCCUACCCACAUGGGCAACAGCCACAGCCGGCAGUUGGGUCAACCACCAUACUGCAAGUGGUCACCACCAAACGUCCGGCGACGACUAAAGCGCCCUUUAGCAAAAUCAAAUAUCUGCUGCGCCACAAUACCUUGUUCAAGAGGAAGAAGAAGGAGUGGUUCAGCCAUGUGGGUCACGUUCUGUAUCCGUUCAUCAAAUUCGUGGCAUUCUUCACCGUUCUGAAUCCUUUUACACUGGGCGUCUUUCUCUUCACCUUGAUCUCACCUUUCGUCUUCGGCUUCUUGGGCUUUCUUCUACUGAGUGUCCUGGUGAAGCCGUUCCUGCACAUCGUCUUUGGCAUCAAGGCCAAUGUGGAAAGCAUCGAUCGUAAGCGCUAUCUGGCCAACAAGCGCGCUGAGCAGCUCAAGCUCAAUCUGCGUCCAGUCACCAUACAUAAGCACUACUACCAGCAGAAGCCGCUACACUCGACACCGCCGCGUCACCAUCCGCCGCUCGUGAAUUGGCGACGUCAAGGCCCACAGCCCGAGCAGCGUCAUCGGAAUCCUCUACAAUCUGCCGAGCGUCGCUACAAUCCCUUGCUACCCUCGGUACGCGCAGCUCUGGCUCGCGAUGAUCUGCAUUUUUAGUUCGUAAGCACGAUUUGUAAAUAAACUUUUAUA
Molecule: messenger RNA, 1751 nt
Organism: Drosophila hydei
Lineage: Eukaryota; Metazoa; Arthropoda; Insecta; Diptera; Drosophilidae
Exons: 1
Coding region: 93-1718 (541 amino acids)
Source: RefSeq, a predicted model, not a curated record